Molecule: messenger RNA, 3252 nt
Organism: Erythranthe guttata (spotted monkey flower)
Lineage: Eukaryota; Viridiplantae; Streptophyta; Magnoliopsida; Lamiales; Phrymaceae
Source: RefSeq, a predicted model, not a curated record
CUAUUAAAUUACGGCAAAAAACCAUUUAUUUAUUUAUUUUUACCUUUUUCUUCAUGAAUCCCAUGCUAUUUAUACAUGCUUAAUUAAGAAAAUAUUCCUUUUUCUUUUCCUUUUUUUUCUGGAAAUAAAUAUAUCUUUUUUUUUCUUUUCAUAGUAAACAUUAAUUUGCAGAUACAUACAACACCUCUGUGCGCGCAUGCCUUUGUUUUUGUUGCACCGCCAUCUCUCUCUCUCUAACAAACGCAUACAGAAAUGCAAUAAUUUACGCACACCGCCAUUGAUGCAGGAGAACCGAAUCCUGUUGUUAAGAGGGAAAAUUAACCACGAUCGCAACCCUCCAAAGGGGAAUCAAUCUCCAUACAGGGUAAAGGGCCAACAGUUGUUAGGCUGAACUCUGUUAAACACAAUUUGGGGGGGUUUCAUCAUGAAUCUGAAAUAUAGGCUGCGGAUUAGUUUGUAAGUGGAGUUGGAGAAUGAAUCUAUAGUGAUGGUUAGGUGAUGGAGAUGGGGACGAAAGAAAAUGGUUAUGUUCAAGAAGAUUGGUCAACACCGGCAUCUCCAAUUGAGGUGUUGCAGCAAAUAUCCCACGAGGCGGUUAGAAUGGCCGGUGAGGCGUGGAAUAAUGCCUAUCCGGGGAGUCCAAACACUCCAAUAUUAUAUCCACCUCCGGUGCAUAGGCGUACACGUAGUGAAGUAGUCUCUUCGUUUCAUAGGCGUAGCAAUAGCACUAGCACUAGCGGUUUCGUUAAAUGGAAGUGUCAGAUGAAAAGGGCUUUGCACUGGGGCGGUGGUCGUAGUUUUUGUGAAGAUCACUACUAUUCUUCUUUCGAUCCCGAGAUUCUUGCAAAUCAGAAAAGGCAGUGGUAUCAGCUUAACUCGAGAACAUCGGGCCCUGAAAAAUAUAAAGAGCCAACCUCACUUUUUGAACACUUUGUUAUUGCGGGGCUCAGUCCAGAUGCCAAGCUUCAGGCUGUUGAGGAUGCAUAUAUCAGCAAGAAGAAAUGGGCUCAAGAAAUGGAAAGAAACGAAAUGUCAGGUUUCCACAUGCGACAAUACCGGCAGCCUGCAGCUCCACCAUUGGAGUCUCAGGUGCUCUUUAUGUAUCCUCCUGGAAGGAAGUUGGCUUUGCGUUUAAAGGAUGUUGCUGCAUUUUGCUUUCCUGGAGGUGUUAAGGCACGCAUGUUGGAGAGGACACCGUCACUAAGUGAUUUAAACGAACUUGUUUAUGGACAGGAACAUUUACGCAAGGAUGAUUUAUCAUUUAUAUUUUCACUUAAGGUGGCAGACAAUGCAACACUUUAUGGUGUUUGCUUGCAUGUACAAGAGGUUGUUCAGAGACCGCCUGGCAUUUAUGGGCCGUCACCGCCUCUUUCCCGAUCAAAUUUUGGCUGCAAUGGGUUUCUGGUAUCUGCUCCUCGUUGUUAUUGUAUCUUGACAAGAGUGCCUUUCUUUGAGUUACAUUAUGAGAUGUUGAAUAGCAUCGUCGCGCAGGACCGUCUGAAUCGUAUUACUAAGUUUGUUACCGAAAUGGCUCUUAGUGAUAGUGUCCCUUCACUAUCUAUGUCGAAAAAUGAAAACAUCGACUCUCCUGAUGCAGAAAGUGCCGUAGACUCAGACUGGAUGGCUUCAGAAAUCACUGUUGACAGUGAAAUGACUCUCACAUCUGCUGCUGUAGCAGCAGGUAUUAUAUCAGACGAGGAUGUAUCAUCGAGGGAGGACCAUUCGUCUGGUAGUGCUAGUGCCAGUGACACGUCUGAUCACAGUCAAUCGAAGGAAUUAGAUAAAGAUAGUAGCAAAAAGGUGCAUGCUUUUGAUGAUUGUGCAUCCGAGACCUCGGAAAACCAAUCAAAUGGUGCACGUACUCCAGAUGAUAUCUGCCCCAGUAGCCAAUCAUUGGACUGCCUUCGAAGUUUCGAGUCCUUAUUUAGUCCAGCUAGAAGUAUGGCAUCAGAGGAAGAUGAUGAAAUCUUUUGUAACCAUGAUGAAGACCCCAAGGAUGACAUGAUAAUGGAAUGGGCAAGAGAAAACAAGAAUGAUUUGCUACAGAUAAUAUGUGGCUAUCAUUCUAUUCGUCUUCCAGCAAGGGGAGGUCAAAUUAUUUUUCAGCCAUUAGAGCAUCUGCAGGUCAUUGAAUAUCGACGGCCGCCUAUUUCUGCCCUUGGACUGUACGACAAAUAUCUUGAUCGUAAACUGAAAGAUUCUAAGGAAGCCUCUCAGGUCGAGUUAAAAUUAUCUACUGCUGAGGAAGCUGCUUCACUCUCUCUAUGGUCAACAGCAACAAUAUGUCGAGUUCUUUCUCUUGAAAGCGUUCUAGCCUUGAUCACUGGUGUAUUAUUGGAAAAACAAGUGGUUGUGCUGUGCCCCAAUUUGGGUAUCCUAUCUGCUGUGGUGUUGUCUCUGAUUCCUAUUAUUCGUCCAUUUGAAUGGCAGAGUUUAUUUCUUCCAAUUCUGCCAGGGACGAUGCUAGAUUUUCUGGACGCUCCUGUUCCUUUCAUUGUUGGAAUACAACAUAAACAAGCUGAUUUGAAGAUGAAAACUUCCAAUCUGGUUCUAGUUAAUUUACUCAAAGACCAGGUGAAAAGUUGUAGUCUACCGGUACUUCCUCAACGUAAAGAGCUUAUUUCGGAACUUAGACCGAUCCACUCCAAACUGUCAUGUGAAGACAAUAUUCCUCAGAGACACCCCGUAUAUAAAUGCAAUGAAAUGCAGGUUGAAGCUGCUUCCAAAUUUUUAAUUGUCAUGAGGCGGUACAUGGAGUCGCUUUGUUCCGAUUUGAGAUUGCACACAAUUACUAGCGUACAAUCCAACGAUGACAAGGUCUCGAUACUUCUUAAGGAUAGCUUCAUCGAUUCCUUCCCUGUAAAAAGUCAGUCUUUUAUUAAGUUAUUUGUAGAAACACAGUUAUUCAGCGUUCUGUCAGACUCCCGUCUGUCAACCUACGAGAACGAAUAGUUUCAGCAUACACCAGAAAGAAACCUUGAUUGUAUAUUGGUGUCCAAAUUUUGAGCUUCAAUUCGACGAUAAUGUAACUACUAAACGUGUAGAUUAAUAAACGACAACCGAUCAAUUUCGAUUGUUAGUUGUUUACUAUGUCAAGGGGAAAGGCAAUCUGUUGUUGUUUAAAUAUUUUAAUAUAUAUAUUUUUCUUUCUUUCUUAUGUAUGUAACACCAAGUACAAAGAUUGAAUAAUUGAUGUCCCUCCCAAAAUUCUGGACUGGUAUUAUUUUCAUUAUAUAAUCCAUAAUUUGCACA